CCUGCGGCGGCGGGCCCGGGUUCGAGGGGCGCCGGGUGCGGCCCAGGCGGCGCGUCCUGCCUCCCUCCGGCCCUCAGCUCCUCCGGCCCUCAGCUCCUCCGGCCCUCGGUCUCUCAGGCCCUCCGGCCCUCAGCCCCUCCCUUGCGGCAGCGCCCGGGGCCCGCCGGUGCCGGUGCCGGUGCCGCUCGGGACGCCGCUCGGGCCAGAGGCGGGAGCAGCCGCGGGCCCUGGGAGGUUGCAGAGAGGCCGGCCCAAUCUUCUGUCUGCAGCUUCUCGGGCUGGUUCUCCCUUUGUUACUCACAUUAGACCCGGGAUGGCUUUUGUGAGUCUGAAGUAACGGUUUACUGUUCUCGCAUGUACAGCUGUGAUCACAAGCAAGGGGUAAUAGCGGGAUUUGCUCUCGAGCCGAUGAGAUGGUACGAAGCAAGACAGCGGUGUCCGAUGAUGCGUUUGCAUCUACCACCCAGCGAUACAGGAAUGAAGUUAAAGCUUUACAAACACAGCUCCAGUUUAAUAGAAAUGUUCCUGCAGUUCCAGAGAACUUGGCUCUCAGAUUCUCUCGCCCCCCUCCAAUUGUAAUAGAAAAACUGAAGGCAUCCAGUGAUCAGAGAAAUCUCGUUGGAAGUGAGGACCUCAGCCUGAGAAGCUCUGGGAUGUUCUCAGUAGUAUCUGAAGAGAGACUUAAAUUGGCUGUUCAGCUGGCCAAAAGGGACAUCAAACAAAGACGUCUUGAAGAGCAAGUAAAACAGCAGGUAUUUGGAGAUGUCUUCAGUACACCAUUGCAGACCCAGAAAUCACAACUGCAGAAGACUAAGGUAUUUGCAAGUCAAGAAAAUAAAAAUACCCUGAAGUCUCAGACUCACUUGACAUGUCAGCAGAGGCUCGAUCAGCCUUCCCGAGGGGAGUCUGCCAGCUCUGACACGAACCUUUAUCUCUGCGUAGUUAAGGAAGGAAAGCCAGUACCAGCUGUUUUGGACUCUCCUCCAACCCGUGACACAGGACCAGACUCCAAGCCAAAUUUAAAUAAAAAAGAACAUCAAAAUAUGCAGGAAGUCCAGCGUCUGCAAAAAGAAUUGAGGAGCUAUGUCCAGAAAAUUGAAGAUAUUAUUAAAAAAGGGAGAGAUAGAGAACUUCUAGAUCCUGAAAACGAGCAGCGGCUUUGCGCUAGGAGACGGCAGCAAGCUGCACGGUCAGCUCGGAUGCUGUACAUGCUCCAGCAACAGGUAAAAGAAAUUCAGAACGAUUUAGAGAAACUGAGUCCUCAUACAAUCAAACACACUAAAAAGUCUCGAGCAGUAUCCAGGCUGGCAGCAGCACACAGAGGAGCUGUACGAACCUUGCAGGCAUUUGCCAAUCAGUUUACAGAUCAAACAGAUGAGCAGAUUCCUGCCCAUUACAAGGAACUGGGCAGUCUCAUUCGUCAACUCUCUCUCUGCUCUGCCAAAUUAGAAGGGGAUUCUUCCAUUUCUGAAGCUAUCAUAGACAUUUUGCUGCAAGUUGAGGAUCUGAAUUCACUGUUGGAAAACAAGCAAACACCAAAAACAGUGAAGAAAUGCAUUUCAGCUUCUCAGGCCAAAUCUCCAAGGAACACUGAGCCAUUUCCAGAGAGAAAGCACUUUCUAUCUCCAAAAGGAGAAAACAAACCUCUCACCUUAAAGGGACAGCAUGGACAAGAGUCUAAAAAACCUCUAUCUGCCAGGAGUCUUUUGACUGCAGUUCAACAGGCAAACAGUUGUGCUCAUAUAUUACACAAUAAAUACCAAGAAGAAAGUGGCCCACCUACUUCAGAGAGAAAUGCUACUUUGCAAGGAAGCACAGAUGUACUGGUGAGAACUAGAGCUGUAAAAAAAGAGUCUGUCCUUGAAAGUGGUGCUUUGAAGAAGAAAGUUGUGUUACUGGCUUCAAAACCACAGGGAAUGCUGAAAUCUUUAAAAUCAAGACGGGCACACCCUCCAGGAAAGCAUGCUCGAUUUCAAGAGCCAACUAUAGCUUUCCAACUAAAAGAGAACAAACGACCUGCUAAGGAGAGCAAAAUGUCUCGCCUGCCUUCAAAGCCUCCACCUCGGUCUGUUUCACCUAAGCGACUAGCAAGGCUUGAAGCAAAAAAUUCAAGAGGAGUGAAGGUUCUAACUGACCUUUGCAUGGGAGAAAUGGAAAAAAUACAGAAGUUAAGGUCACAAACUGUUUCUCCAGCCCAGUAUACAGACAAAGCUGAGAAGGAGAUACGGGAGUGGUCAGAGCCUCCGUUAGACAGGACACAGCAGGUUGCAACAAAUGCAGAUAUUCUGAGUGAAAAGCUAUUGGAUGAUCUUUUGGAAGAUACUGCUCAGGAACUGUGGAGCAUGGAUCAGCAUGAGAGACUCCAGGCUGAGGCCCUACCUGUGGCUGACACUCGUAGCCUGGAGUCAAUGUUGCAAAGAAUGGAAGAAAUUGAAAGGUACCAGGAGGCUGUCCGCAGGAGAGUCACCCAGAUAGUCUACAGUGACUCCCAGUUCUGGGCCCAGGAAGACAAAAUGGAACUACAAACGGCAUCAACAGCUAAAAAACCUACAUCUCCUCAUCCAGUUCAGAUAACCAAAUUAAUCAGACACGGAGAGCUGGAAACAGACAUUUUAUUUGAGAAACCUUUUGACAGCACUGAUAUUGAUGAAAAUAAAGAAGCAGAGGAGAAAUUGCAGACUGGAAAUGACAUUCUGCAGCCCUUGCCUCUGAAUUCUCUACAGAAAGCAUAUUCUGUGUCUCUCUCUGUGCCAAGCAAUGUGCUCCAGAGCAUCUUGGAUUAUAACAGCAGAUACAAGCAUCAUUUAAAGCUUAUUUCCCAUGAGGUAGUGGGCAGUUUCAAUCCAUGGCAGAUUGCUGAGAGUCUUGCAGAGCAACUGACAGAAGAAGCCCUGUGUGACGUGGCAGCAGAGCUGCAGGAUGUUUGUGAGGACUAUGCAGAAGCUGUAUUCACGUCAGAGUUUUUGCAGCCGGUGCAGUGAAUUCUUUCCCACCUGUCCCAUCAACAUCAGCCUCAGCUUGACAGAUUUUCUGCACUGGAUCUCCAUCAAAGAUUCAUCUUAGGUUUUUAUAGAGCCAUUAUAAUAAUGUUUUCCUUUUCAGAAAGGACUUCCUUACUUUUCCUUUUGUUGGCUAAUCACCUUAGCACAUGCUAGACUGGAGUGAGUUCUUUUGGAUAUGUAGCAAUCCAGUGAAGGAUUCUCAUGGCACAGCAGAAAUAUGCAAACACUUGUCACUGGCUGUACUUGCAGGCUUGCUUGGGCUCUUGCCAUUGGCUUUAGAAUGGAGUUCUGAGUACCUCUAGUACAUAAUGCACAGGCGAAAGGAGACCUUCCAAUAGAAGCACAUGAUAGGGAUCUUACUUUCUUUUUCUUAAACUAGUAUAAAAUGUUACAUUUUUAUCAGCAUUUAGUGAGUGAUUCAGCCUCACAUUCCUUUCUCUUAAGAAUCCCGUUGAAAUCAAGAACAAUAAAAUAAAUGAGCAAUUUGCAUUUCUGCAACAUUAAAUUAACUUGUUUCAAGUAAUCAAGGUACUAGUUUGGAUUAUGUCUGGAGUCAGAGCAAUGACUAAUAAUUACCUACGUAGUAUACUAAGGAAAUGCAAAUUCAGCCCUUGAGGUAACACAAAGAACAUAUGACAGUCUGUUUCCUUUUUCAAUUUCUUUCUUCGAUAUAGUUCAAUCUGUAACACAUUCAUUUUUAACCUUCUAAGAUUAUUUUUACUUCUCCAAUUAGAACAUACAUUUUAAAAAUAAUUUUGUUGCUAUUGAAGCCUGGUUUACUACUUCAAUCAUCUUCAAAUUUACAUCAAAUAUAAUGAUGUAAAUGUUGCUGCUGAAGUGGGACUUCACUGAUAUGUGAUUUCUGUAAUUUAAACCAGCUGAUUUCUAAAAUUAAAAGUCAAAAAUAUUAAAGCAAUAGUGUCUCUAUAUGUACAUAUGUGUGUGAAAGUGUUUUGAAGAUGUUUUAUUUUUUAAUAAACAACACUUGUUUAUUAUCA
This is a messenger RNA of Taeniopygia guttata (zebra finch), 4000 nucleotides long. RefSeq names its product KIAA0753 ortholog. The record is from RefSeq and is a predicted model, not a curated record. Lineage: Eukaryota; Metazoa; Chordata; Aves; Passeriformes; Estrildidae. Gene Ontology annotation, cellular component: microtubule organizing center; centriolar satellite. Gene Ontology annotation, biological process: centriole replication; protein localization to centrosome.